ACUUCUCAACUGAACUCUUCGCUGUAAUUUUGCACGAUCGACGAUCGAGAACCGAAUGACGUUCGGGCGGACGAAUCGAUUUUAGAAUACGAAAUAUGAGCUAGUGGGUAAAUAAAUAACUGCUAAUUUAAACGAUGCAUACACGUGAGAAACGCAGAGAUGGAAAUGUCAAGCAGUGAAAGUACAAACGUGCAAACGGUGCAUCUAUAAAAUGGAACUUUUCUACGUUAUGUACGAAUAUAUACGUGUGUACAGCAGUGUGCUCGCAUAACCUCUCGAACUUAAUUGACAUAAUCAUGAUGUAUUGCGAUAAGAUACAAGCAACGACAACAACUUCAGAAAGCUUGAGGGAUCUGUGAUCUGCGGAAAUGAUUAAGGAACCCCAUUAUAUAAGAAAUUUAUAUAAUACAAUUGAAUAAUUACGCCGUGGUUUUUGUUGAAAUAUGUAACUCUAUAUAACGCUUGUAACAACUUCAACGUUUACAACGCUCAUAAUAACGUUCAAAUACGUAUGUAUAAUAUUGUUAAGUUUCAUAAAACUCUGCAAGAGAGAAAGAGAGAGCAAGUCUCAUUUCAUUUGGGAAACUUGACAGAUCCUGUGAUUCGCAGAGAGGCAAUUACACAAAAGAGCUCUUUUAUAUAUAUAUAUAUAUAUCGUGUAUUACCUCAAAUAUAUCGUCGUCUGCAAUUAGUCAGUGUCUAGUUUCACACAUCUAGUUCGUGGGAUUCAACUGAACUCAAAAUGGGAUCCGAGCAGAGUUCACAGGGUGGCAAUCAGAAUACCAACAGUGGGAGAGCAAGGACAGGUCAGCUGAGACGAGGCAAGAGUGUACCGAAUCGUGAACGGGUGCCCGAAGAUACGCCGCCAAGGUGUACCAGUCCCGGUGCGAGCAUCUGUUCCGAUUCUGACCUACCGUACAUCUCUUACACGGUCAACCGACCAAUCGGGGACUCUCCAAAGAUGACAAACAAGCAGUCGUCACAGCUCUAUCGCAACAAGAGCCUUGGUGCAGCUGAGAUCUCCAGGCGGAAAAACAGUCCGGGCACAAAUCACGGUCAUAGGCAGAAGAGUUUGUCACAGCUGGACAAGACGCAGCACAGCAUUGUGGUGGUGAAGGCUGCUCAGGCGGAUCCAACGGCCGAUAAAGACCCGGAUCUGGUACGAUUGCAGAGCAUACCGAUGUUCCUACCAAUCAUGAGAGGCACGCUGAACUUACCGCCGGGUGUACGCGACCCGGAGGUACUCGAACGCCUCGACCCCGUCGGCCUGUUCAAUCUUUGCGCACGUUAUCAGCAUCAUUUGAAUACCAACGCGCAGACUGUGGCUGCCGAGCAGGCUGCUCUGUGCGCCAGUAUGGAGACUGACCUCGCCAGGAUGUUGAAUCUGGCAGUAGAGCGGCAAAAGAGGUUCGCCAGGUUCGCCGAGCAGCUCCACAAGGUGCACGAACUCAGCCGUCAGCUCACCAGGUGCCACUCGCAACUCAAUCAGACUCUCGAGAGCCUCGAGACGCUCAACAAUCUGCUGCCAGUAGAGGAGAGAUUGGAACCUUUCGUCUGGACCACGGGUUAGGGAAGAGAGAGAGAGAGAGAGAGAGAGAGAGAGAGAGAGAGAGAGAGAGAGAAGAAGAAGGGUCGGAAUGCGAGGAACUCCCAUAAGUGAAUGGAAUUUUCCCUUCGUGUUGUGUGUAAGAUUGUUUCUUUUUUUAUGAAAAGAUAUAAUUUGUUUUUUAUUGCGUUGUAUAUCCUUUUGUAAAUCCUUUUACGAUUAUAAACUUUUUAGUUCGCGCCCUCUGUGAUCGAGGAUUAAACAAGUUUUGUUGUAUUUCAUUAUUUUCUAAAUUUGCAUUAUGAGACCGUUUUCUUCAUUGUGGAGUUUAUGACCAAAGAUUAAAAGUCAAUGAUCAGUUUAUA
Molecule: messenger RNA, 1911 nt
Organism: Dinoponera quadriceps
Lineage: Eukaryota; Metazoa; Arthropoda; Insecta; Hymenoptera; Formicidae
Gene: BORCS5
Product: loss of heterozygosity 12 chromosomal region 1 protein homolog
Exons: 2
Coding region: 743-1570 (275 amino acids)
Biological process (GO): organelle transport along microtubule; positive regulation of anterograde synaptic vesicle transport; lysosome localization
Cellular component (GO): synaptic vesicle membrane; cytoplasmic side of lysosomal membrane; BORC complex
Source: RefSeq, a predicted model, not a curated record